CAAUUUCUGGUGUGAUUCCAAAGAUUUAUUGCGAUGAUUUCGAAGCAGAAAUACUAAAAGGACAACAUUUCAAAAGCAAUUGAAAUAGAUAUAUCAUCAUACUGGAUGGAGCAAAGUAUGGAAUGAAUGGAUCGCAUUUUAAUGACGCAUUUUUAGAGUCUGAAAUUUGGACAAGGAACUGGCAUGUUCCAAAACUAAUGAAGAACGUGAAUAUUCAACUUUAUUUGGACGCACAUAUCAAAAGUCUAUAUUUGAUAUGCAGACUGAUUGUAAGUUUCAAUAAAUCACACCAUCACCGACCAGAAAAAUGGAUACAACUGACAAGUUAGAACUGUCUACAUCACCACAGAAAGUACCGAGAGUAGUAUAGGUUUCAUCGACGAAAUGAUAUCUAAUUCAAAUUUUUACAUUUUGGCGUAAAUGUUUGACGAGCAAAAAGGAAAUUGUGAUAAACAUCGACAAACUUAAUUGAGAAUUUGGUUUUUUCGUAUUUACCGUCAUGUUGUCUAAAUAUAUAGACACAGAAACGCUUUAUCACUUAUACAAAUGCCUUAACACCUUAAUUCCCUUGUAUGGAAUUAAUAUGAACAGACGAAAGAUACACAAAAAAAUAAAAAAUGUGGUCUUAAUCAAAUAUUUUGCUGGUAAAAUCCUGAAAAAGUCGCAUAAAAUGGAAUUCAUUUUUCAAUAAAUUCACCACACCGUUGACAAUAGUCCAACCCUGACGCCGGUGUAUUGAUGGUUGUAUAUUUGUGUUGAAUACCCACCACCAUUGUGAAUGUAUUGCAUUGUUCUAUAACAUUUUGACAGUUCGCCAAUGAAAAAAAAAUAACUCAUAAUUUUCUGUGUCCACUCCGGUUUGCGUGUUGCAUUAUAGAAUUGGACGACAUUUUUCUGUUUUUUCGUUUGAUUUUUUUGUCUCCAGUACUAGAAAUAAUUUCAAUAGUGCGUACAUUUGACUUGUGUUUGUCCAAUUUUAAGAGAAUUUACAAAAUCAUAUCGAACUAGUCGCAGUGUGCAUUCUGUAUCAAGUGAAUAUCGAGAUUUGGCACUGUAGGUUCUGUAUACACAGCAAAGUCUCAUAAAAACCGCAACAAUUACAUCCAAAAUGCCGCCGAAGCCGAAGUUUGCCGACGGUGAAAAGGUGCUUUGUUUCCAUGGUCCACUGUUAUAUGAAGCCAAAGCAUUGAAAAGUAGUAUUGCCAAGGAUAAACAAGUCAAAUAUUUUAUACACUAUGCCGGAUGGAACAAAAACUGGGACGAAUGGGUAACCGAAAAUCGUGUUCUUAAAUUCAAUGAAUCCAAUGUACAGAGACAAAAAGAUCUGUCAAAACAAUAUAGUUCUAAGAAUAAGAAAGUCACAGCAUCAAAGCCAAAGAAGCCAGAUGCAUCGGGCAAAGACAGUGAUUCACGUGCAUCAACACCGUCGAAAGAGGUGACACCGGUUGAUAAGGCGUCAACGACACCAUUGAACACAUCGUCGACAUCACGAAGCCGAGGUGCACCGAAACCGGCAUCAGCCACAUCGGUCGCUAGUACACCGAAUCAAGAACAAAAUGCAACGCGUGAAAUAAAACGUGGCGGAUCCGAACGGGACAGUCGAGAUGAGGGACCAAAGAAUAAAAAGCGGCUCACUGACCAGAGCAUUGAGACUGAGGAUACGUUCCUCACAAAAACAGAGGUAAAAAUAAAAAUCCCCGAAGAGCUGAAGCCGUGGUUAGUCGAUGAUUGGGACGCAAUCAAUCGGCAACACAAAUUGUUGGAAAUUCCGGCCAAAAAAACGGUCAAAGACAUCAUCGAUUCGUACAUUCAAAUGAAAAAAUCGAACAAAUCAAAUAAUCAAGGCAAAGAAGCGGCUGUCAUCGAUGUCAUGUACGGUUUGGUAUCAUAUUUCAAUGUAAUGCUUGGCUCACAAUUACUCUACAAAUCGGAACGACCACAAUAUGCUGACAUUCUAAAAGAGUAUCCGGACACACCGAUGGCCGAACUCUAUGGUUCAUUUCAUUUGUUGCGUUUAUUUGUACGCCUUGGGUCGGUGCUUGCAUACACAGCACUUGGUGAAAAAGACAUAAACAGUUUGAUGCAACAUGUGCAAGACUUCCUAAAGUAUCUGGUAAAAAAUAUCAGCAUCUAUUUUAGUAUGCAACAUUUUGUGAAUGUCACACCAGAAUACUCACGAAAGGCACAAUAAAUAAACAACAACAACGCUGUAUUUGAGCACGCGCAGACUCCUUCGAUUCAUAGAUCUUAAGCAUAGUAUUUAAGUUGUACUCUUCUUUUUCCAUUACUCUUUGGGACCUUUUUCUCUUAAACGGAGAUUGUUUUUUUGAAUCAGUUAUAUACGAACAUUGUAGCGACCAUUGCUUUAUUAUAUCCAUUUUUAAACGAAAUUGUUUUUUUUUUAUUACCAAUCGUCCGCUUGGCGGUAAUACAUUAUCGAAUUGCACCUCCGUUUUUACGGUCAUUUGAAAAAAAAAAACAUAAUUGUUGCUAAUAUGGAGAAAGAUGUAUGCAAGCGACUAUUUUUAGGUACCAUCAUGUCAGUCGUCUUUUUUUGACAAAUUGUGCCGUUAGCUAGAAUUUAAAACAUUGACGAUAAUGAAUGAAAUCCCGAGAAGAAGAAAAAAACAAUUAGAAAACUUAACAAAUUUACAGGUUUUCAACCUACCUAUCGCUCGAUUGACGGGCCAACAUACAAUAUAUCAAUAAUCAAUGCUAGGUUAUAGAACAGACGAUUCCAAACAUGGGCACACAAAUCCAAACAACAAUGAUAUCGUUAAAUUUAGCUAUGAAAAUUGUUUUAUUUUUUUGGAUUAUUAGCAAUAAACUAAAUCAGACAUACACA
Contarinia nasturtii (swede midge) is the source of this 2845-nucleotide messenger RNA. It is a transcript of the gene MRG15, whose product is annotated as mortality factor 4-like protein 1. The transcript has 7 exons. Gene Ontology annotation, cellular component: NuA4 histone acetyltransferase complex; nucleus. The record is from RefSeq and is a predicted model, not a curated record. NCBI's taxonomy places the organism in Eukaryota, Metazoa, Arthropoda, Insecta, Diptera, Cecidomyiidae. The coding region runs from base 1109 to 2191 and encodes 360 amino acids. Gene Ontology annotation, biological process: regulation of DNA-templated transcription; chromatin organization.